Messenger RNA from Aureobasidium melanogenum CBS 110374, 1488 nucleotides. RefSeq names its product S-adenosylmethionine decarboxylase proenzyme. Gene Ontology annotation, biological process: spermidine biosynthetic process; spermine biosynthetic process. The coding region runs from base 1 to 1488 and encodes 495 amino acids. Gene Ontology annotation, molecular function: adenosylmethionine decarboxylase activity. The record is from RefSeq and is a predicted model, not a curated record. The transcript has 2 exons. Gene Ontology annotation, cellular component: cytosol. Lineage: Eukaryota; Fungi; Ascomycota; Dothideomycetes; Dothideales; Saccotheciaceae.
AUGGUCAACAUCGAUAUCCCUAAUGACUACACUGUCUCGCCCUCGACGGCUACUCCUCACUUGACAAUCAACCGCGACGUCACCAUCGAUCUCGACUCAACCAACGCCUUUGAAGGUCCCGAGAAGCUCCUGGAAGUAUGGUUCAGCCCUUCUGCCACCUCCCUUCCUGAGGGAGCCAAGCCUUAUGGUCUGAAGGCCGUUUCCUCAGACACAUGGAAAGAGAUGCUCGACCUGGUGAACUGCAAGGUUCUCUCAAUCAUUGGACAUGGGCACAUGGACGCCUACCUCCUCUCCGAGUCCAGCAUGUUUGUUUUUCCCCACAAGCUCGUCCUCAAGACCUGCGGCACCACCACUCUGCUGUACGGUCUGCCAAGAAUGCUCGAGAUUGCUGCUCUCGAGGCAGGCUUCCCUGGUACCAAAGCCGACCUUUCCGCCGCCGUCCCUGCCGCCGCUACUCCUCACCGCGUCUUCUACAGCCGCAAGAACUUCCUGUACCCUGACCAGCAGCGUGGUCCCCACCGUAGCUGGCGCGAUGAGGUCAAGUUCCUUGACCAGAGAUUCUUGGGAGGCAGUGCCUACAUGAUUGGAAAGAUGAACGGCGAGCACUGGUACCUUUACAUCACUGGUCCCAACACUCAGCUCACUCCUCCUGCUACUCCUGAAAGAGAGACUCCUACCAAGAUCCUUGACUACCCUGAGCAGCUUGCUGCCGAGAAGGUCAACGCACAAAUCGAUGAGUCUCAAGACGAGACACUGGAGGUCCUCAUGACCGACCUCGACGAGCAGAACGCUCGCCAAUUCUAUCUUGAAGAUGCCAGUGCUAUCGCUGAGGGCAAGUAUCUCAAGCAGUCUCAAGACGCCCGCAAGGAUGCUAUCGCUCACCUGGGUAACAUCAACGGAGAUGAUGAUGUCGACGUCUUUGCGCAGACCACCUCUGACCCUUCUGAGAAGCUAACCUUCCCUGAGGAGUUGACCACUGAAGGUCACACUCUGGGCUCCGUCGUCUCUGAAGCCUGCGGUUUGGCCGACGUCUACCCCGUGUCUAAGUACCCCGAGGCCAAGAUCGACUCUUACCUCUUCACUCCCUGUGGAUACUCUGCAAACGGUGUCGUCCCUUCAACUGGAGAGUCCGGUUCAGCCCACUACUUCACCGUCCACGUUACUCCUGAGCCUCAAUGCUCCUACGCAUCUUUCGAGACCAACGUUCCUGCCCGCCAGACCGGACGCGAGACUCACGACAUCGUCGUUCAGGUGGUCAACAUUUUCAAGCCCGGCCGCUUCAGUGUCACCGUCUUCGAAGCUAAGACCGACGAGGACGGCUACGGCAGAGCAAGAGUCAAGAAGGACAAGAACAUGGACAACAUUGCUGGUUACCGCCGCGUCGACCGUAUCGUCCACGAUCUCGAGGGCUACGAGUUGGUCUUCAGAUACUUCGAGCGUCUGGACUGGAAGGGUGGUGCCCCUAGAUUGGGCGAAUACAUGCUGUAA